CGGGCUUCUGUGAAACAUGGCGGUCGGCUGGGACCGUAACACAAGCAUGACUAUAUGAAAGAAGAAGAAGGUUUUCCUGAAGAUGAGGCGACUGAAUCGGAGGAAAACCUUAAGUUUGGUGAAAGAGUUGGAUGCCUUUCCAAAGGUUCCUGAGAGCUAUGUGGAGACUUCAGCCAGUGGGGGUACAGUUUCUCUAAUAGCAUUUACCACUAUGGCUUUAUUAACUAUAAUGGAAUUUUCAGUAUAUCAAGAUACAUGGAUGAAGUAUGAAUAUGAAGUAGACAAGGAUUUUUCUAGCAAAUUGAGAAUCAAUAUAGAUAUUACUGUUGCCAUGAAGUGUCAAUAUGUUGGAGCAGAUGUAUUGGAUUUAGCAGAAACAAUGGUUGCAUCUGCAGAUGGUCUAGUUUAUGAACCAGCAAUAUUUGAUCUUUCACCACAGCAAAGAGAGUGGCAGAGGAUGCUACAGCUGAUUCAGAGUAGACUGCAAGAAGAACAUUCACUUCAAGAUGUGAUAUUUAAAAGUGCUUUUAAAAGUGCAUCAACAGCACUUCCACCAAGGGAAGAUGAUUCGUCACAACCUCCAGACGCUUGCAGAAUUCGUGGUCAUCUGUAUGUCAAUAAAGUAGCAGGGAAUUUUCACAUAACUGUGGGCAAGGCAAUUCCACAUCCCCGAGGUCAUGCACACUUGGCAGCACUUGUCAACCAUGACUCUUACAACUUUUCUCACAGAAUAGAUCAUUUGUCUUUUGGAGAACUUGUUCCAGGAAUUAUUAAUCCUUUAGAUGGAACUGAAAAAAUUGCAUUAGAUCACAACCAGAUGUUUCAAUAUUUUAUUACAAUUGUGCCAACAAAAUUACAUACGUACAAAAUUUCAGCAGACACCCAUCAGUUUGCCGUGACAGAAAGGGAACGUGUUAUUAACCAUGCUGCGGGCAGCCAUGGAGUCUCUGGGAUUUUUAUGAAGUAUGAUCUCAGCUCUCUUAUGGUGACAGUUACCGAAGAGCAUAUGCCUUUCUGGCAGUUUUUUGUAAGACUUUGUGGUAUUGUUGGAGGAAUCUUUUCAACAACAGGCAUGUUACAUGGAAUUGGCAAAUUUAUAGUUGAAAUAAUUUACUGUCGUUUCAGACUUGGAGCCUACAAACCUGUCAAUUCUGUUCCCUUUGAAGAUGGCCACACGGACAACCAUGUACCUCUUUUAGAAAAUAAUACACAUUAACAUCUCCCAAGUAAAGGAGAAGAACUUUUUGCCUGAGACAUAAAACCUUUUUUAAUAAUAAAAUAUUGUGCAAUAUAUUCAAAGAAAAGAAAAUAUGAAUGAAAAAUAGAAAUCACACCUAGGGACAAAAAAAAAACCCCCAAACUGAAAUCCUAUAUGUUCCUUGUCUGUUACAAAUGUUCUAGAAGAAAUUAUGCAGCUAAUCUAUAAUCAGUGAAUAAGCCCAGCUGGAGUAUUGCUUUGAACAUGACCCCUUCUGAUAUUUUCAUAGCAGAUGGGCAGUAUUGAAAUCAGACCUUGCUUCUUGAUGACAAAGAGCCUAAAGGAAGAAGUCAAAUCACAUCUAAAGAAAAUGGCAUUGAUAAGUGCAAAUGUUUUCAUCUCGUUGUUUUUUUAAAGAUAUGAUGUCAGAAUAAAAUAUGUAAAACAUAUGGAAAACUAGUGUAGACUUUAAAAAGUGUGGUCAGGUCACAUUGUUAAUAAAGGAAAAGGCGGGGUCCCUGUGUUAUAGCCAUAUUACUGUUAAGCCAUAAUGACAAGA
Messenger RNA from Budorcas taxicolor (takin), 1757 nucleotides. RefSeq names its product ERGIC and golgi 2 (gene ERGIC2). Gene Ontology annotation, biological process: retrograde vesicle-mediated transport, Golgi to endoplasmic reticulum; endoplasmic reticulum to Golgi vesicle-mediated transport. The record is from RefSeq and is a predicted model, not a curated record. The coding region runs from base 83 to 1216 and encodes 377 amino acids. The transcript has 14 exons. Gene Ontology annotation, cellular component: COPII-coated ER to Golgi transport vesicle; endoplasmic reticulum; membrane. Lineage: Eukaryota; Metazoa; Chordata; Mammalia; Artiodactyla; Bovidae.